AAGCGCAGUACCACCCAGCCUCCCGCCCUCUCAGCCUCCUUCAAAUGCUGCGUCACAAGCCCCCUGAGAACGUUCACGGGGCACCUCGUUCCAGCCGGAACCCCACCUCCACGCACUGGGAGAACGACCUCGACUCCAAUUGGCUGUCUCCCAGGGCAACCAAGGAUGCAGUGGGCACGCGGGGGCUCCGGCCGGUAUUUAAAGGCUGCCGCUGCCCGCGCCGCUUCAGUCUGGCCAGGACGGAGACGGUGAAGCACCUGGGUUGAGAGGGAGCAGCAAGGUAACGCGCAACCCCUGCCUCCCCAGUCCCAGCCCGCGCCUCCGUCGAGGCGGGUGUGUGUGGGACCCGGGAGCGGGUCUCACUGAGCGUCGCCCACCAACACCUUCCUCCCCGACCAUCCUUUACCCAGCCCCAGUCCCACCAAUUUACCUGGGAGAGACAACCCGGGUGCGAAGGACCAGAGACUACGCGGAAGAGCGAUUGAGAGAGCAGAGAAGAGGGGUCCUUUGAGAAAAAAAGGUGUCAUCCCAGUGGCAGGCACGUGGUGCUGCAAAGGGAGAGGAGGCCCUUUAGACCGUCAGAUCUGGCCAACCUUGAUGACAGCUUCUAGGAGGCUUUUGUUUAGACCUCUCGGAGCUCCCUGAACCAUGACCCAGACCCUUGACACAAGAGAGGACCCUCUUAACCUGGGCGGCGGCUGGUCAUCCUCGGCCCCAUUACGCACCUGGUCUUCCUGCCAUCGAAGGCGCAGGGGAGCCCCGAUUUACAAGCGGCGGCACCACUAUGGUCCCAGCGAGUAUGAGCCCCCGUGGAAACAGCAGAAGCAACAGCACGGCCCAGGCCCUUGGUUCCAUCCACCCCGACGUCCCUCUUGGGCCGUGUAUUCUAAUUGGGGGCGUUGGGGAGGGCCCUGGCGUCCACCUCCUGCAAGAUUCCGAAAGCCGCCUGGCCGAGUGCAAGUGAUACGGGUGUACGGCCUGCACCCACUCUGUCUCUGCUGCUGUUCCUGCUGGCGCGGCCCCUGGAACCCCGGCUGGGCGAGGCCCCCGGGCAGGAAGAAGCGCUGGGGCCGCCGGGGCCGCGGCCUGCGCCGCCACUCUCGCCGCUCCUUCCCCAGGAGACCCCCCGUGGAUCUGAGCACGCUGCUGCGUCCAGUCAACCUGUAUGGGUGGCGGGCACCUGGCAUGCGGGCGCCCAAGAACACCACCCAGUUCAUCAUGAACCAGAUCUAUGAGGACAUGCGGCAGCAGGAGAAGCUGGAGCGCCAGCAGGAGGCGCUGCGGGCGCAGCAGGCCCAGGCAGGAGGCACGGCCUCCCCUCGUUCCUUCGGAAACGAUGCCCCCCCUAGCGGUGGCGAGGAAGAUGCGGCGCAGCAGGAACCUCUGUAUAGCUUCGCGCAGAAUCCCUCUCUCGUCUUCAGUCCUGACCCGGAGGAGGAAGACCAGUCUCCUCCACAGCUAGUGGAGGAGGAAGAGGGAGAGGAGAAAAAUGAUGACGAAGAGGAGUGUGACGAGGAGGAGGGUGAUGGCAAGGAGCUGGAGAGCGAGGAGGAGGAGGAGGAGGAUGAAGAGGCAGAGGCCAAAGAUGAAGAGGAGAUGGAAGAGGCUGACUAUGUGCAGGCGGGGGAAGAAGAGGAGGAGGAGGAGGAGGAAGAGACAGAAGAGGAAGAGGAGGGGCUGGAGGAGGAUGAGCAGAGAGAGGAAGAGAAUCAUUUGCCUCUGGAAAUGCCUUUAUCAAUCCUAGUGGGGGCUGAAGAAGAGAGAGAGAAGUUUAUAAACUGUAAUUUAAGCCCCACACAGAUAAUCCCCAAAGUGCCACAGGAAGGUCUCCUCAUGCUGCAGGACAUUAACUGUUAGACAUCAGGAAGGGAUUGAGGAAUGGGAUGGAACUGAUUUGAAGCUAAAAUGAAUUAGCUUAUUAACUAAUUACAAAGUGAGUUCCAUUAAUAAACAUAUCUAUGUAAACCCCUUCUUUGGCCAUUAUAAAAUGUUUAAAAAUUGGUGUGUUUGUGUAUGACUAUGGGAGGGGGAAGGGGAGCUCUCAAAUAUAAUUUAACUGGAAAUGAUUAAAGGCCAAAUAUUUUAUUACUACAGUUCGAAUAUGUUCAUAUGGUGUUUCUCCUUCUAGAUGGUCGAAUUUUUUUUUCUUUCUAAUUCUGGCAAUGCUGAAGAUGUUACUUCUUAUAAAAAUUUUAUACAUCUUAAUGAGCCUGGAAUCUACAGUUGUUUUGACAGUUACAUGCCUAAGAAGCAUGCGUCCUGUCUAUUGA
Sus scrofa (pig) is the source of this 2270-nucleotide messenger RNA. The record is from RefSeq and is a predicted model, not a curated record. Lineage: Eukaryota; Metazoa; Chordata; Mammalia; Artiodactyla; Suidae.